This is a messenger RNA of Penicilliopsis zonata CBS 506.65, 699 nucleotides long. RefSeq lists its product as hypothetical. The transcript is spliced from 3 exons. Lineage: Eukaryota; Fungi; Ascomycota; Eurotiomycetes; Eurotiales; Aspergillaceae. The annotation marks the transcript as partial. Gene Ontology annotation, molecular function: catalytic activity. Gene Ontology annotation, biological process: nucleotide metabolic process. The record is from RefSeq and is a predicted model, not a curated record.
GCUUGAUAUUGGUUGUACUCCUCAGCCGAGGUUCAAUCGGUCUGACAUCUUCCAUCAUUCUCAAGCUGUCUUUCUACCCAAUUUCCCUACUAACCCUCCAUCCUCUACACCGUACUGGCUCUUAUAAUAACAAUAAUGAAUAAACUGACAAAUCCACCUGCAUGUCCCUUCUGCAAUAUCGCCGCCCACUUUCCUGCAUCACGCAAGGAUGGACCAGAAUCUUCUUCUGCUUCAUCUUCAUCAUCAUUCUCCUCUACCAGUCCCGCCCACAUUAUCCUCUCGACACAACACCUUUUGGCCUUCCUAGAUAUCAUGCCCUUGACCCGUGGUCACGUCCUGAUCACGACACGUCACCAUUUCGAGAAAUUAAGUGAUAUAGAUAUCGAAGUCAGCAAGGAGAUUGGAAAAUGGUUACCCAUCGUUUCGAGAGCGGUGAUGAUCACUCUCUUUGGAGAGGACGAGGAGCAGCAUCAUUGGAAUGUGGUGCAGAAUAAUGGCUACAGAGCAGCGCAGCAAGUACCUCAUCUCCACUUCCAUGUCAUCCCCCGGCCACCUCUCAACUCCGAUCAGAGACUCAUGCCGAGUUUCGUUAUGUUUGGGCGCGGGCAGAGAGACGAGUUAGACGAUGAGGAGGGUAAGACGUUAGCUGCCGCGAUUCGGGAGCAGAUGGUUCGAGAAGUUGAAGGUAUUGACUUGGAG